Molecule: messenger RNA, 1590 nt
Organism: Tilletiaria anomala UBC 951
Lineage: Eukaryota; Fungi; Basidiomycota; Exobasidiomycetes; Georgefischeriales; Tilletiariaceae
Product: ATP11-domain-containing protein
Exons: 2
Coding region: 36-1379 (447 amino acids)
Biological process (GO): mitochondrial proton-transporting ATP synthase complex assembly
Cellular component (GO): mitochondrion
Source: RefSeq, a predicted model, not a curated record
GACGGUCGAAUCAUUUGCACUCGUGAUUGCUCGAAAUGGCAGCCCUCUUUCGACCGUGGCUGCCACGAGCGACGCUUGCGCUCGCCGGUCCGUCUCGGACGCCGAGCUCAUCUGCCACCUUGCUACCUGUGCUCUCCGCUCGCCGCUUGCACCUCACGCGACCCGAGCGAGCCGCCGUCUCGGGUCCCUCGCCGGACGGGCUGGAGAACUCGACUUCAGCAGCGCAAGCUUCCGGAUCUAGAGAGACCCUCGCACAAAAUGCCAGGAGCUACAAUGCUCCGCCGUCCGAGCGGCAGUCGGCCGUCCAAGCGGCCAAGGAGAGGAAGAUGCGGCAGUACGAGGCGGUGCUGAAGCAGAAGGCGGCAGAGCGUGGCCUGAAGUCUAUUGAAGAGCUCAAAGCACAAGUCAUUGCGGAAAAGGCGGCGCAAAAGCUGAGCUCAAAGCCCGCAGUCUCGUCCUCGCCGAUAGAGGAGCGAGAUGCCAAGGUUGCCGCUGAUAUUCGAGCCCGAGCAGAAGCCGAAGCGAAACGGAAGCUCGAAAGCGGCCAGCUGCAUCCGACUUCCAAUUGCAAGGGCCCCGUCAAGCCGCUGGACGAAAUCCUGAACAUCGAGAAGCUCAUGCAGGAACCGCCCGAUCGUAUCCAGCAGCUGUGGACGGGCUAUCACAUGAUGAGGAACAAGCUCUCCGCAGUCAUUCCCGUCAGCGUGUAUGAGACGCUGAUCAGCACCGCAAGACGCUAUCCGCAAUUCGUCCUGCCUUUGCCACGUACGAUCGUCGGCGGAGAGGCAUCGCAAGAUCCUCAGCAUGCAGGUGCAGAUGCAAACGCCACACAGGCGCAACAGGGCUACGAGAUGCACUUCCUCGAAUGGGGCUUCUUGCCUGCCCCCACCUCCAUCCUAUCUUCAUCACGCACAGCAGCAUCACCGUCCACCUUACCAGGCGGCGAUAAUGCAGCGCCCAAGCCUCUGCCCCCUCCGACGACGGUCCUCUUCACGCCCCUGGCGGAGUACAAGCUCCGGCAGGAGUUCGCGCAGCCGCUGCUAAUCCUGACGCACUACACCGACCUGGCGCACGCCAAGGGCCUCGUCCUCAUGCGCGGUGAGAUCACCGACGCGGACGAAGCGCAAGCGGCGGGCGCGAGCGUAAAGGACGAGGAGCGCGUGGCGCAGCCGCAUUCGCAGGGGCGCAUGACGCAGCAGGAUGCGCAGAUGCUCAGCAUAUGCAUGCAGCGCUUCUACCUCCCGGAUCUGGGCAAACGCGACGCCAAUUCCGGAGCCUACGUUGGCGCUGCUCAGCGCAGCCAGCUCCUGGAGGCUUUCCACUCGUCGCCACAGAACUUUGACGUGGAGAAACUCGUCGACGCGGCUUUCAAAUUCUGAAUCGGUUACCAAACGAUCUGAACGCGGUCUCUUUUGAGAAUUGUGAAGCUUUGAAUCCUCGAUAGGGAGCAACAAAUUUUGCCUUCAUGCGCCCUGCUUCAUACUGUCACGUCGAUAGAAUGUCCCUUUCACAUCUCAAACACAUAAAUGCCGCAUGUUCCCCAAGUGUAGCUUCAUAGUUCGGCCAUUAGAGUCAAUACGAUUGUCCAUG